Trichoderma asperellum CBS 433.97 is the source of this 1438-nucleotide messenger RNA. RefSeq lists its product as uncharacterized. The record is from RefSeq and is a predicted model, not a curated record. NCBI's taxonomy places the organism in Eukaryota, Fungi, Ascomycota, Sordariomycetes, Hypocreales, Hypocreaceae.
CUCGGUCGUUGCUUGCCAAUCAUGCUGUCGCUACUGCUUCACUUGCUCUUCCUCCUCUUGGCCGUCGUCUCAGCCACGCCGUCGCAAUACUGCCUCUCUGGUCUUCCCCGCGAUGAAGUCGACUUCUGCAUGGCUGUGUCGCUCUAUCACAACCACUCGACGGAAGCCCACGAUGUCUACCUCUCAUUUGCCAUGAGGCGAUCGGCCAAUUCCAGUGGCUCUCACGCACUGGGAUGGACCGCCAUCGGCGCUGGCCCCCAGAUGGCCGGAUCCCUCAUGUUUGUCCUCUAUGGCGAUCCCGAAUCGUCCGACGGCGCCGACCCGACGCUCAGCGUGCGGACCGUCUCAAAGGGCCAUGCACUGCCUCAGCUCAUCGCCCAGAAUGAAGCUGCCAAGGACCUGGAUGUGCGCGUCUCAGAGACAAAAUGGACCAAGGCUGCCGACGGCGAGCUGUACGUGGCUUCGGCGUCCAUCGUCUGCUACGCCUGCUCCAAGUGGCAGGGCACGGAAAUCUCGCCUGAGGCGGUCUCGCAGCCGUGGAUCUGGGCGUGGAACAAGCAGCAGCGCAUGAGGGGCUUCCCGCCGGACCAGCAGCUGGAGAUGCACACGCUCCUUGACGGAUACGGCCAUUUCUACGUCGACAUGAAGGAGGCCACUUCGCACAAGGUCAGUGGACCUCCGGCCAUUGUCGACGCUGGCGAGGAUUCCAACAUUGGCACGUCUGAUCGCCCCAUGGAAGAGACAAAGACGGGGCUGUGGCAGAAGCUCAUGUCGCGGCCUCUGGCCCAUCUUCACGGCUUCUUCAUGAUGGCUGCCUUCUUGGUUCUGUUCCCCGCUGGAGCUGUGGCCAUCCGCUCAGGAUCAGACAAGUCGUUCCGGUUCCACUGGCUCAUUCAAAUCGCAGGCCUCGUUUCAGCUUUCAGCGGCGCAGUCCUCGCCAUCAUCAUGAGCGACAGCAUCUUUGCGUCGCCUCACCAGAUUGCCGGCCUGGUCAUCUUCUCGCUGCUGAUAGUCCAAGCCCUGCUCGGCUGGCGGCAUCACAUGGACUUCAUACGCAUCUUCCGCCGCACGUGGAUCUCCUACACGCACGUCUAUCUCGGCGCUGUGAUACUCCUGGCUGGCUGGGCCAACGUAAUAAGCGGUCUUGUGCUGUACGGCUUCAGCAAAUUCGGUACCAUCAUGAUGGGCCUCUUCAUCCUGCUUGAGCUGUUGGGCGUGGGCGCAUGGUCCUUCCUGGCGAGACGCCGCUCUCAGGCUAAGGAUUCGGGCUAUAAAGAGACACCGGAGUCAUCAGCGGCGUAUUUUGCUCUGGAUGAUAUCCCGGAGAGUGAUGAAGAGGAUGAUGUACCGGAAGACAGAGGGCUUAUGCAGAAGGGUGAUGAACGAAAUUAAUGAAUUGGCCACAGUCGGCUGUUUUUUGGAGUUUCCUUUCCUUUAC